Messenger RNA from Myotis davidii, 2144 nucleotides. Its product is annotated as guanylate-binding protein 1. Gene Ontology annotation, molecular function: GTPase activity; GTP binding. The record is from RefSeq and is a predicted model, not a curated record. The transcript has 10 exons. Lineage: Eukaryota; Metazoa; Chordata; Mammalia; Chiroptera; Vespertilionidae. The coding region runs from base 429 to 2144 and encodes 571 amino acids.
GCCUGCUGUCUCGCCCUGGGUAGGACUCCUUCCUGUUGAGCCAGAUAGGGUGACAGCAUGUAGUUCCAUGAAAUGAGGCUGGGGCCACUUUCUCCUUUGGGACUUUCUAGUUAGUCUGCCUGAGCCAAAUGUCCUCUGCUGGUCUGUCAUGAACUAGUUACAAAAUCCUGUAAAAUCCAUGUACCCUCCUGUUUGCAUAGCUUGCAGAGAUUCCUUUCAUGGUUGUUGAGUCACUGCUUUUUACUCAGUGCUUUCAGUUUCACAUUACUCUAAAUUCUUCAUUUCUAACAAAGUACUUUAGGAGGUCAGGACAGCCACGUCACAUCGGAGUUGAAAUAAAAGCACACCCAUCCAGUGAAAGGCAGAGAAGUAACAAACAACUCCAGCCUACACUAAGGGAAAAAAAAAGAUAAGGUGACACCCUGGACAUGGCCUCAGACAUCCAGAUGCCAGGCCCGGUGUGCCUCAUUGAGAACACUAACACGCAACUAGUGGUUAAUCCAGAAGCUUUGAAGAUCCUGUCUGCCAUUACACAGCCUGUAGUGGUGGUGGCCAUUGUGGGUCUCUACCGCACAGGCAAAUCCUACCUGAUGAACAAGCUGGCUGGGCAGCAAAAAGGCUUCUCUCUGGGCUCCACGGUUCAGUCUCACACCAAAGGCAUCUGGAUGUGGUGUGUGCCUCACCCUAAGAAACCAAACCACACCCUAGUUCUGCUUGACACUGAAGGGCUGGGAGAUGUAGAGAAGCUUUCUGAUCUUUUGCUACUCAGCUAUGUGACAGAGCUGACAGAUAAAAUAAGGGCAAAAUCUUCACCUGAUGCAAAUGAGGUUGAGGAUUCAGCUGACUUUGUGAGCUUCUUUCCAGAUUUUGUGUGGACACUGAGGGAUUUUUCCCUAGAAUUGGAAGUACGUGGGCAACCCAUCUCAGCAGAUGAGUACCUGGAGAAUUCACUCAAACUCAAGCAAGGUACCAGUUCUAAAGAUAAAAAUUUUAACCUGCCCCGACUUUGUAUCCGAAAGUUCUUCCCAGAGAAGAAAUGCUUUAUCUUUGAUCGGCCCACUCAUCGGAAGAAGCUAGGCCAACUUGAGACAAUGCAUGAUGAUGAGCUGGACCCCGAAUUCGUGCAACAAGCUGCUGACUUCUGUUCCUACAUCUUUAGCAAUUCUAAAGUCAAAACUCUUUCAGGAGGCAUCCAAGUCAAUGGACCCCGGCUGGAGAGUCUGGUGAUGACCUAUAUCAAUGCCAUCAGCAGCGGGGACCUGCCCUGCAUGGAGAAUGCCAUCCUGGCCUUGGCCCAGAUAGAGAAUUCGGCUGCAGUGCAAAAGGCCAUUGCCCACUAUGACCAGCAGAUGGCUGAGAAGGUUGAACUGCCCACAGAAACCCUCCAAGAGCUCCUGGACCUGCACAUGGCCAGUGAGAAAGAGGCCAUUGAAGUCUUCAUCAAGAAUUCCUUCAAGGAUGUGGACCAUUUAUUUCAAAAGGAAUUAGCGGCCCACCUAGAAAAAAGGCGAGAUGACUUUUAUAAAGAGAAUAUUAAAGCAUCAUCGGAUCGCUGCUCAGCUUUACUUAAGGAUAUCUUCCAAUCUUUAGAAGAAGAUAUAAAGCAGGGGGCUUAUUCUAAAUCAGGAGGAUAUCGUCUCUUAAUGCAGACUGUGCAGGAGCUGAAGAAAAAGUAUCUUCAGGCACCCAAGAAGGGAAUACAGAGUGAAGAAGUUCUUCACGCAUACCUGAGCUCCAAGCAGUCUGUGAUUGAUGCAAUUCUACAGACAGACCAGACUCUCACAGAAAAGGAAAAAGAGAUAGAAGUGCAACGUGUGAAAGCUGAAUCUGCAGAGGCUGCAGCAAAAAUGCUGGAGGAAAUGCAAAAGAAGAAUCAGCAGAUGAUGGAGGAGAAAGAAAGGAGUUACCAGGAACAUGUGAAACAACUGACUGAGAAGAUGGAGCAGGAGAGGGCCCAAUUAAUGGCAGAGCAAGAGAAGGUUCUGGCUCUUAAACUUCAGGUAUGUAAUGGCAUCACCUUGAUGUUUGUCUUUUUCUGUUUUCUCUCCACUCUUCCUGGCUUGUUUGUGUGUCUGUUAGAACUCGAAACCCGGAAGGACCUUGCUUGCCCACUCACAUCUUUCAAUCCCUGUCUGUCUGCCUGA